This is a messenger RNA of Papaver somniferum (opium poppy), 984 nucleotides long. RefSeq lists its product as uncharacterized. Lineage: Eukaryota; Viridiplantae; Streptophyta; Magnoliopsida; Ranunculales; Papaveraceae. Bases 1 to 984 code for a protein of 327 amino acids. The transcript has 3 exons. The record is from RefSeq and is a predicted model, not a curated record.
AUGAAUGGGAAAUAUGUGGUCGUGUUCGACGAUAGCAGUAACCGUGUCGACGAAGACUCUACUGAUUCCAUGGAAGCUGGGGUUAGAGUUCAUGCUCUUGAGUAUCAAUUAGCUGGAUUCCCAUUUGAGGCUCAUAUGAUCAAAAAUUGCCCGAAUAAUGAAGUGUUCAAUCAUGAUACUGGUUUUGAUAAGUCAUCUUCAGUUGUAGGGAACAAAAUUCCUUUGAUUGAACUACUAGAUGAUUUGUUUGAAAAAAGUUUAGAUCCAUGGAGAUUUUCGUUAAUUGGAAGAUUGAAUUUACAGAAAAUUAAAUUCGUUGAUGCUGUUGUUAUUCUUCGAAGUCAAUGGAAGUUGGUUGGUGAGUGUAAACGCAUUCCUUUAAGAAGGGUUUUUUUCACAAUCAAGCUAGAUAAUGAAAUUGAUCGAGAUUGUAUCAAAUCAAAAGUAUGGGAAGUUACAGAUCAAGUUCUCAAAGUCAGGAAUUGGGUUUAUAAUUUUAGACCAACUAAUCAGAGAACUUCUAGGGCAUUUGUUUGGGUGCGUUUUCCAGGUUUAGGACUUGAAUUCUGGAGUGAGCAAAUUCUAUUUAAGAUUUGUAAGGAAAUUGGUAAUCCAGUUAAAAUUGAUGCUGCUACAACUAAAUGUGAUGUGGGAUAUUAUGCUAAUGUUUUGGUUGAAGUUGAUUUUUCACUUCCAAUUCCAAAUAAAGUUUGGAUUGGCACCAAAUAUGGUGGUUUCUUUCAAGAAGUAUCUAUUCCAGAUUUUCCUAAAUAUUGCAGUACUUGCAAAAUGGUAGGUCAUUUCAUCAGAGAAUGUAGGGUGGAGAAAAACAAAGUUAAUCCAACUACCUCUGCAGGAAAUCAGUCUGAAUGUAAUAGUGAGGAUUCUAUAGUUCAUACUAUUCAUGUUACUCCUACUAUCAAAAAUAUUAACACUGAAACUAUUACGGAAAAAGGAAGAUUCAGUCCUCUUAAAUGCGUAUAA